Molecule: messenger RNA, 395 nt
Organism: Phytophthora nicotianae INRA-310
Lineage: Eukaryota; Oomycota; Peronosporomycetes; Peronosporales; Peronosporaceae
Exons: 2
Coding region: 81-335 (84 amino acids)
Source: RefSeq, a predicted model, not a curated record
GUAUGUUGUAGUUGAUGUACGCCACAUACAACAACAACCUUAUCACCGAAACGACGUGAUCGAAGAGCUACUUUACGAGCAUGGAGACAAGCGAGACCGUGGAGAAGAUGCAGGUGCUGACACCGCAGCAACUAUCGGCGCUCAAUGAGGCGAAGGUAAUGAUUCGCAUGGACAACGAGCAAUAUCUGCGAGAUCACCCGGACGUAUCCAAGCUCAUGCGCGCUCUGGUACGCGGGAUUUUACGGAAUCGGCCUGACAACCCCAGCACGUACGCAUACCAGUUCUUCUCUAGAGACCGAGCAGCCAUUCGCAAAGAUCUGGAUGCUAAGGAAUAACGAAUGAACAAACGCAUACUCCAAACGAUGUAUGGAAAUGUAAAAAGUUCGUAUACACGU